CCGGCGGGGCGGGCGUUUCAGUCGCUCGCGGCCAGGGAGCCUAGAGGCGCUCCCAGCUGCCCUCUUUGCCUCUCCGGCUGGAUCAUCCUCCUGACCCCGCUGAACUAGCGGGGGGAGCGACCCCGUCUGCGGGGUCAUGGCAGUAGCCUCCUCGACCUCCGCCGCCGCUGACCCCGCCGAGUCGCCGGCUUCUGUGAGAGGGACCCCCACCGCCUCCGCAGGCUAAGAGCCGCUGCCGCCUCCGAGCAGUGAGGGCUACUAUGCUCCCUCUUUGCCUCCGCCUCCCCCUCCCGCCCGCGCAGGCACCCCUCUCGCUGCUCAGUCCCGCCUCAGUGUCAAGCCAGAAGAGAAGUAAAACUCAACAAAAACUUACUAUGUAUGGAAUUCAUUCUUAAAAGAAGAAAAAAGUGGCUAUUGAAGACUAUGGAUCGGAGCAAACGGAAUUCAUUUGCAGGAUUUCCUCCACAUGUGGAGCGUCUUGAGGAUUUUGAAGGAGGUGGUGGAGGGGAUGGGAACAUGACCCAAGUGGGAAGAAUUUGGCCCUCCUCAUAUCGAGCUCUUAUAAGUGCCUUUUCCAGACUGACACGUUUAGAUGACUUCACCUGUGAAAAAAUAGGGUCUGGCUUCUUCUCUGAAGUGUUCAAGGUGCGCCACCGAGCUUCCGGCCAAGUGAUGGCUCUUAAGAUGAACACGUUGAGCAGUAACCGGGCAAACAUGCUGAAAGAAGUGCAGCUCAUGAAUAGACUCUCCCAUCCCAACAUCCUUAGGUUCAUGGGUGUGUGUGUACAUCAAGGACAGUUGCAUGCACUCACAGAGUAUAUCAACUCUGGAAACCUGGAACAGUUGCUAGACAGUAACCUGCAUUUGCCCUGGACUGUGAGGGUGAAACUGGCUUAUGACAUAGCAGUGGGCCUCAGCUACCUUCACUUCAAAGGCAUUUUCCAUCGGGACCUCACCUCUAAGAACUGCCUGAUAAAGAGGGAUGAAAACGGUUACUCUGCAGUGGUAGCUGACUUUGGCCUGGCCGAGAAGAUCCCUGAUGUCAGCACGGGAAGUGAGAAGCUAGCUGUGGUGGGUUCACCCUUCUGGAUGGCACCUGAGGUUCUCCGAGAUGAGCCCUACAAUGAAAAGGCGGACGUGUUCUCUUAUGGUAUCAUCCUCUGUGAGAUCAUCGCCCGCAUCCAGGCUGAUCCAGACUAUCUUCCCCGAACAGAGAAUUUCGGGCUAGACUAUGAUGCUUUCCAGCACAUGGUGGGAGACUGUCCCCCUGACUUUCUGCAGCUCACCUUCAACUGCUGUAAUAUGGACCCCAAACUACGCCCAUCCUUUGUGGAGAUUGAGAAGACCUUGGAGGAAAUUCUGAGCCGCCUACAGGAGGAAGAGCUGGAGAGGGACAAGAAGCUGCAGCCCACAGCCAAGGAGAGAAAACCUGACUUGACUCACUAUUCUUCAGGACUCUUGGAGAAAGGACCUGGGGUGAAGCGACUGAGCUUACUGGAUGACAAGAUACCUCCCAAGUCCCCUCGCCCAAGACGUACCAUCUGGCUGUCUCGAAGCCAGUCAGACAUUUUCUCCAAUAAGCCCCCACGUACAGUGAACGUCUUGGAUCCCUACUACCAGCCACAACGAGUUGGUGCUGCCCGAGCCCCCAAAAUCAACCCUUUUAGUGCUCGCCAGGACCUCAAAGGUGGCAAGAUCAAGUUCUUUGACCUGCCCAGCAAGUCUGUCAUCUCCCUGGUAUUUGACCUGGACGCACCAGGGCCUGGAACGAUGCCUAUGGCUGACUGGCAGGAGCCCCUGGGCCCACCUGCUCGCCGGUGGCGUUCUUUGCCUAGUUCACCUGAGUUCUUGCAUCAGGAGGCUUGUCCAUUUGUGGGCCGGGAAGAAUCACUAUCUGAUGGGCCCCCACCAUGCCUCAGCAGUCACAAGUACAGAGUAAGGGAGAUCGCACCAUUCCGAGCAUCUGCCCAGCCAGCUGCUCCAGCCCAUGAGGCCAUGGACUGCUCCAACCCUCAGGAAGAAAAUGGUUUUGGGCCCAGGCCCCAGGGCAUCAGUCCAUGCCUUGCAGGUGCCCCUGAGGAGAUGGAGGUAGAAGAAGAAAGGCCAAGAGACUCGGCUCCAGUCCCCUUCUCUGUCUCAGGCAUGGGCCUGAGGACCCAGGGAGAGCAGGAUGGGUGAGCAGAGUUCAUCCCCCUCACCUUGGGGACAGACCUUCAGCUGAAGCCACAGGGCCCCCUUGGUGCACAGCCUAGACUCUUCCCGGGGGCCCACAGAACACGCAGGCUAAGCCAAGCCAGACUCAUCUGUGAGGCUCCCACUGCCCAAUGGCUAUGUGAGGUGAGGCAGCCAUGAGAGGCCUUCCUAGUUAGGGCCAAUGGCUGAUACGAAGCCUCUGAAAUCCAGCAAGGAGCUCUGGCUCCCACCGGAUCCCCGAGACUUCCCAACAGGACCAGAGGACUCCUAGUUCUAGUGUGAGCUGGCAGGCAGCUAUUACCCCAGGUUCUUCUCCUACCCCGGGUCAGUUUCUUGCCCUUUCCUGGGGCAUAUAAGCUAAUGGAUGGAACCUGGAGCUGACCAGGAGACCAUAAAGGGCAUGGCUAUUUCUCAGACCUAAAGACUGGGGUGCUUCUUGCCAGAAUGUCUAAGACACUUGAAUAAUUGCUGUUUGCACUUACUGCACGGCCAGACCAUGUCACUACACAUUUCUAUGCAAGGCAAGGCAGAGUGGUGGUCGUGGCUCUCAGCUAACCUAUUCAAAGAUCUUUUCCAGUUGAUUAAUCUAUUUUCAUAUUUAUGAAGGAGUCUUAAUGUUCUGCCCUAAAAGACUUCCAACCCUGUCGUUGGGAGUGGGGCUGAUUUUGUAGGCCCUAGGGCCUGCUCUGUAUAUUUGUUGACACGAUACACCCAACUGGUUUAUACGUGGACUGAUUUCUUCCCUUUCUGCUAUGGCCGGAGCUAUGGGAACAGUCUGUCCUAAUAGAACCGCAAUAAGAAAUAACCAAAGAUGAAGCUGGUCAGAUAUUUUCAUAUCUUGUUUCUGGUUUUUGUUUUUUUUUCGGUAAAACUUUCCCAAGACACUUUGAGAUUUAAAAAUGAAUAAAGUCGGUGUUACAGGUG
Molecule: messenger RNA, 3117 nt
Organism: Dama dama (fallow deer)
Lineage: Eukaryota; Metazoa; Chordata; Mammalia; Artiodactyla; Cervidae
Gene: TESK2
Product: testis associated actin remodelling kinase 2
Exons: 11
Coding region: 379-2178 (599 amino acids)
Biological process (GO): protein phosphorylation; actin cytoskeleton organization
Cellular component (GO): nucleus; cytoplasm
Molecular function (GO): protein serine/threonine kinase activity; ATP binding
Source: RefSeq, a predicted model, not a curated record